AUGGAGCACCUACCUGUCGUUAUCACAGAGGUGCUAGUGUGUGUCCUGUCCAAUGGCCUGAACCAUGGGGACUGGCCGCAGGUGGUGUCUGAAGACAUCCACAGGCACCUGGAGAAGCUGAGGAGCAGGGUUGUGACACUGAGAGGCCGAGCUGAGGGACGGACCCUGCUGCCCCUGCCGCUCUGUGUUGAGAGGGCGCAGGCUCAGGACAUUGUACUCAGCCCCACUGGCUGGCCGCUGGAUCGUGGGUUGUUGUACUCCAUAGAAACGCUGAUAAUUCAGUGGUCCAGUCAGAUAUGGACUGUCCUGACGAAGGAAUCUGGCAAAGCACUGCACCAGGGAGACUACCCGGGCCCCACUGUUGAGCUCCAGUUCUGGACCACUCAGAGGGAAAACCUCCUAGGCAUCCAGUCACAAAUCCAGGGUCCCAAAGUGAAGCAGAUCAUGGAGAUCCUGAGGAGAAUCAAGAGCAGUUACUACUCAUCUUUCAACGAUAUCUGCCUCAAAGUGAACAAUGCGGUACUGGAAGCAGAGGACAUAGAUCUGUACCUGCGGCCUCUGAGGAGGCUGAUUAGCAGCUUGGAGGAGAGGAGCUUCCCACAGACAGAGUCGCUGCUGCCUCCACUCUUCCACACACUUUGUCUCAUCUGGAGCCACUCGCAGUAUUACUGUUCCCCACAGCGCAUGGUGGUCCUCCUGCAAGAGCUCUGCAACCUGAUCAUUGAGAAGGCCUUUGCCUACCUUAUCCCUGAGGAGCUGUUUAAAAUGGAGUUGGAGGAAGGAGUGGAGAGAGUCCAGAUGACCAUCUCAGUUCUUCGUAGUUUCAAGCGUCUGUUCCACGUUCAUCGCCAGAGGAUCCCUCAGUACUACACUCACGGCCAGACCAUCAGGCUGUGGGACUUCCCUGCCACGCUGGUGUUCGAGCGCACAGAUCGUAUCAUGGACAGGUUGCUCAUGAUCGAGGAGUUGUUUGCAACAGCACUGGACUUCCUGAAGCUGGAGAAGGUGGAGCUGGGUGGAUCACGAGGAAAGAUCCUCAGUGAAAUGGUUUUCAGUAUGAGCGAGGAGUUUCAUGACCGCUGGCGAGCCCUCAGAGAGAGCAAAUAUGAUCCCCUGGAUUACACUAACGAUGAGUUUGUGGGUCAUUACAGACGUUUCAUGGAGCAGAACAGAGAUUUUGACGAGAGGCUGGGGACCGUGCUCAACCUGGCCUUCCAGCACUCCAGGAGCCUGAAGUCUACCUUUAAACUGCUGAAGAUUUUUGGCACCCUGCUUGAGAGACCCAAGAUCAACCAGCUGUUCUCGCCUAACUACAGCCUAUUGUUGACCAUGUUCAACCAGGAAAUAAACCACUGUCACUUUAUACUUGAGCAGCACAGAGACGGGCUGCGGUCAGGCUGUGCGGUCCUGGGUAAGAACAUGCCUGCAGUGGCUGGCAACCUCAAGUGGUCUCAGGAGCUCCGGGAUCGCAUCCUCACCAGCAGGAGCAACCUUAACCAGCUGGCUCAUAUGCCUCUGGGCUCUGCUGAGGCAGACGAGGUCCUGCAGAAGUGUGAGCAUGUUCUGGAGGUCCUGGACCAGCACGAUGAAGAGCUGUUCUCAGAGUGGACAGAAGGGCUGGAGGAGCUCUGUCACACACACCUCCGAGAACCGCUGCUCACCCUGGACGCUGACACGGGCCUGUUCCAGGUCAACUUUAACCCUGCUCUGACCUCAGUGCUAAGAGAGGUGAAGUAUCUCGGCAUGUUGAAGAACCACAACAUCCCCAAAGCAGCUCUUCAUCUUUACUCCAAACGAGAGACUCUCUACAUGUACACCCAGACACUGGCCCUUGUGACCCAGUGGUACAACCAGCUCCACAGCACCAUCAUGGCUGUAGAGUUGGGAUUGGUCAAGGAGGAGAUGGACAAGACCAGGCGACAGCUAGGCCCCGCCCUCCAGGAACUGACAUGGGCCCAGGACGACUUGUGGGACUACAUCCAGACCACACGCAACCUCGUCAAGGACAUUUCAUGCCGUGUCCAGAAGAGUAAAGCCAACGUGGAGGCCAUCCAGGCCCUGAUGGGGAAGUUCAGCCACCGGGCCUUCAUCACCAGGAAGGGCCGUGGUUCUCCUCUCCUCACCCUCUCUGACAUGGAAGACAGUGUUGCCAAACAGUACACACUCAUCACUGACACUGGGGAGCAGAUACACCAACUACUGCAGGAGAACCAGUCUCUGCUGGGUGUGUCUGACCCAAACAGUGUUGAGUGGCAGGCUUACACAGACUAUGUGGACCGGAUGAUCCUGACAGGCUUCUCCAGUGCAGUGCGCUGCUCCCUGCAGUACUUCAUGGACAAUACAGAUACAGCCCAGCGCAUCUCCCCACUCUUUGAAGUCCAGCUGGUCCUCAACGGCAAUGAGAUGACCUUUGACCCCUCAUUGGACUUCACUCUCCAGGGCAACUUUUAUGAUAUUGUCGAUAAGAUGGUGACCAAUAUCACCAACAUGGCGUCGUUCAUACCCAGAGUGGCAAAGCACAAACAGCUGGAUAACUAUCAGUUGGACAUAAAUGAGAUGGAAGACUUGUCAGAGCUGUGCUUUGUGAUCCGCACCCGGGCACGCACAGCCAUCGCUAGGGUCAGGGAAUACCAAGGAUCAUUUGCCAACUACCGCUACCUCUGGACUGAUGACAGGUCUGAAUUUAUGAGGCAGUUUCUGCUGUACGGCCAUGUACUGAGCACAGAGGAGGCCGAGCUGUAUGCCGACUAUGAACUAAAGAAGAACCCUCCUACUCUUGACAACUUUAAAGAACAGAUCAACCUGUUUGAAUCUCUGUAUGUACGAGUGAGCAAGAUGGAGGACAGGAGGGUGUUCUGUGGCUGGCUGCAGCUAGACAUCAGACCCUUCAAACACACACUGAUGAACGUCAUCAAGAGAUGGAGCUGGAUGUUCAAGGAGCAUUUGCUCAACCAUGUAAACCAGAGUGUGAGGGAGCUGUCCUCCUUUGUCCAGGACACAGCCCAUGGUCUUUCUAAAAAGGUGGCAGACGGCGACUAUGCAGGCCUGGUAGACAUCAUGGGUCACCUCAUGGCCAUACGAGACAGACAGAUCAGCAGCGAACAACACUUCAAACCUCUCAAGUCUACUGCUGAGCUCCUCAAGACCUACGGACAACAACUGCCAGAAAGCGUCUACACACAGCUGGAGGAGCUGCCUGAGAAGUGGAAGAGUCUGCGGAAGAUUGCCUUCACAGUCAAACAUGAAGUGGCACCACUACAAUCUAAUGAAGUCUCAGUUAUACGCAGGAAAUGCGUCCGGUUUGAGGUCAAGCAGCAUGAGUUCAGAGAGCAGUUCCGCACCGAAGUUAUCUUUAAGAUUAACCUAGAAGAGCCAUACAAACUGAUUGAUAAGGCUAAUCGAGCAGUAGCAGUGUUGGAGGCAGAAAUGCAGAAGCUGCAGGAAACAGCUGAUCUGUUUGAGGUCAGCUUUCCAGAAUACAAACAGCUGUAUCAGUGUCGCUCAGACAUCAUACUGGUUAAAGCUGUCUGGGACAUGGUCAUCUUUGUCAAGACCAGUAUCGAUGAUUGGACUAAGACUCCAUGGAAAGAGAUCAAUGUUGAGCAGAUGGACAUGGAGCUCAGGCGAUUUGCCAAGGAGAUGAAGACUCUGGAUAAGGAAGUGCGAGUGUGGGAUGUCUACAUGGGUCUGGAGUCGACUGUAAAGAACCUGCUGACUUCUCUGAGAGCCGUCAACGAGCUGCAGAACUCAGCCGUCAGGGAGAGGCACUGGCAACAGCUUAUGAACACCACCGGGGUGAGGUUUGUGAUGGGCGAUGGCACCACCUUGGGGGACCUGUUGGAACUACAGCUCCAUCGUGUAGAAGAAGAGGUCAAAAACAUAGUGGACAAGGCUGUGAAAGAGAUGGCCAUAGAGAAGGUGUUGGCAGAGAUUACCCAGACAUGGAGUGUUAUGGCUUUGUCCUAUGAGACUCAUUCCAGCACAGGAAUCCCUCUGCUUAAAGCGGAUGAAAAUCUGAUUGAAACUUUGGAGGACAACCAGGUGCAGCUGCAGAACAUCCUGAUGAGUAAAUACGUGGAGUACUUCCAGGCAGAAGUGAGUGGUUGGCAGAGGAAGCUAAUGGUGGCAGACCUCGUCAUCUCCUCCUGGAUGUCUGUCCAGAGGACCUGGGCCCACCUUAACAGCAUCUUUACCAACAGCCAUGACAUUCGGUGCCAGCUGGCCAGUGAUGCCGAGCGUUUCCAGGGAAUACACACUGACUUCCAGAACCUGAUGACUGAAGUGGUGCAGACCAGUAACGUGGUGGAGGUAACCAACCAGCCUGGCUUCCUGGAGAAGCUGGAGACUUUGCAGCAGAGGCUGUCUGUGUGUGAGAAGGCCUUGGCUGAGUACCUGGAAACCAAGAGGCUCACAUUCCCCAGAUUCUACUUUGUCUCUGCUUCUGACCUGCUGGAGAUUGUCUCCAAGGGAACACAGCCCAGACAGGUGACCCGACACCUGCUGAAGCUGUUUGACAACAUAGCCGACCUUCGUUUCAAGGAUUCCAACAGAGGUGGCGAUGGGGAGGAGGAUGGGGAGGCAGUUGCCAUAGGGAUGUACAGCAGAGAGGGAGAGUAUGUUCCAUUUUCUGAGCCCUGUGUUUGUAAGGGACAGGCAGAGUGUUGGUUGAGUGCCUUGGAGAGCACCAUGCGCUGCACGGUCAGGAAGGAGAUCCAGGAGGCCGUCGCUGCCUAUGAAGACAAACCACGAGACCAGUGGCUGUUUGACUACCCUGCACAGGUGGGUCUGACUGGGAGUCAGGUAUGGUGGGCCACAGAUGUGGGCAUUGCCUUUGAGAGGGUGGAAGAGGGAUUUGAGAAUGCACUGAAAGACUACAACCGAAAACAGAUCACUCAGCUGAACUCGCUGAUCCACAUGCUGCUUGGGGAUUUAACUCCUGGAGACAGACAAAAGAUUAUGACCGUCUGCACCAUUGAUGUCCACGCUCGAGACGUAGUCGCCAAACUCAUUGCUCAGAAGGUGACAACAGGCCAGGCCUUUGCAUGGCUGUCCCAGUUACGUCACCGCUGGGAUGACGAAACCCGACACUGUUACAUCAAUAUCUGUGAUGCCCAGUUCCAGUUCAGCUAUGAAUACCUGGGGAACACUAACAGACUGGUCAUCACCCCUCUCACUGACAGGUGUUACAUAACCCUUACCCAGUCCCUCCAUCUCACUAUGAGUGGCGCCCCCUCUGGCCCAGCUGGCACUGGCAAGACAGAGACUACCAAGGACCUGGGACGCUCCCUAGGCAUCAUGGUCUAUGUGUUCAAUUGCUCAGAACAGAUGGACUACAAGUCUAUAGGUAACAUUUAUAAGGGUCUAGCUCAGACAGGAGUGUGGGGAUGCUUCGAUGAGUUCAACAGGAUCUCAGUUGAAGUGUUGUCUGUGGUGGCUGUACAGGUCAAAACCAUACAGGAUGCCAUACGCAAUAAGAAACAGAGGUUCCAUUUCCUGGGAGAGGACAUAGAGCUGAGGCCAACAGUGGGAAUCUUCAUCACUCUGAACCCAGGCUAUGCCGGCAGGGCCGAGCUCCCAGAGAACCUCAAGGCUCUAUUCAGGCCCUGUGCAAUGGUGAUCCCAGACUUUGAGUUGAUCUGUGAGAUCAUGUUGGUGGCAGAGGGGUUCAUAGAUGCUCGUCUGCUAGCAUGCAAGUUCAUCAGCCUCUACACUCUCUGUAAGGAGCUGCUGUCCAAGCAGGAUCAUUAUGACUGGGGAUUGAGGGCCAUCAAAUCAGUGCUGGUGGUGGCUGGCUCUCUAAAAAGAGAGGACAGAAGCAAACCUGAGGACCAGGUCCUGAUGCGGGCACUACGAGACUUCAACCUGCCAAAGAUAGUGACCAGUGACGUGCCUAUCUUCCUGGGGCUCAUCAGUGAUCUGUUCCCCCAGCUGGAUGUACCGAGGAAGAGAGACACUGAGCUGGAGAAUGCUGUUCGCCAGUCAGUCAGCGAGCUACACCUGCAGCCUGAGGAAAACUUCAUACUCAAGGUGACCCAGCUGGAGGAGCUGCUGGCCGUGAGACACUCAGUAUUUGUAGUUGGAGGACCAGGAACUGGCAAGAGUCAGAUCCUGAAGACCCUCCAUAGAACCUAUGCAAACAUGAAGAUGAAGCCAGUAUGGAACGAUAUCAACCCCAAAGCUGUGACCACAGAUGAGCUGUUUGGAUACCUCCACCCUGCCACCAGAGAGUGGAAGGAUGGUCUGUUCUCCUCUACCAUGAGAGAACUGGCCUCUGUGGGUCAUGACGGGCCCAAAUGGAUUGUUCUCGAUGGAGACAUCGACCCCAUGUGGAUCGAGUCACUCAACACAGUCAUGGAUGACAAUAAGGUCUUGACUCUGGCCAGUAAUGAGAGGAUCAGUCUGUCCUCUUCCAUGCGUCUGCUCUUUGAGAUCUCUCACUUGAAGGCUGCUACUCCAGCUACUGUGUCUCGGGCAGGAAUACUCUAUGUCAACCCACAAGACCUCGGCUGGAGCUCUUAUGUGACAAGCUGGAUUGACACCCGGCAGGCCCAGUCAGAGCGAGCAAAUCUAACUAUCCUGUUUGAUAAGUAUGUGCCCUACUGCCUGGAGCAGGUCCGCUGCAACCUGAAAACCAUCACUCCUAUACCAGAAAACAGCAUGGUGCAGACGCUGUGUUCCUUGUUGGACUGCCUGCUGACAGAGGAAAACACUCCAGCAGACUCUCCCAGAGAACUGUAUGAGAUCUACUUUGUCUUUGCCUGCGUCUGGGCCUUCGGAGGGGCUCUCUUCCAGGAUCAUUUGAUUGACUACCGUGCAGAGUUCAGCCGCUGGUGGUCUAAGGAGAUGAGAGCGGUGAAGUUUCCCUCACAGGGCACCGUUUUUGACUACUUCAUAGACUCUGAAACUAAAAAGUUCUCUCCCUGGAGCGAGAAGAUGGUGCCGUUUGAGCUGGAGCCCGAUGUCCCAUUGCAGACUGUGUUGGUCCACACACCAGAGACAAUCUGCUUGACCUACUUUUUAGACCUGCUGCUCCAGAGAGGCAAGCCCAUCAUGUUAGUGGGCAAUGCUGGAGUGGGCAAGACCAUCCUGGUGUCUGAUAAAGUAGCCAAGCUAAAGGAGGACUACGUUGUGGCUAAAGUCCCCUUCAACUACUACACCACCUCGGCCAUGUUGCAGCGCGUCCUUGAGAAGCCCCUGGAAAAGAAGGCGGGUCGUAACUUUGCUCCUCCUGCCGCCAAGAGACUCAUCUACUUCAUAGAUGACCUCAACAUGCCUGAGGUGGAUGUCUAUGGGACGGUCCAGCCACACACACUUAUACGCCAACACCUUGACUACAGCCACUGGUAUGACAGACAGAGACUGGCACUGAAGGAAAUCCAUAACUGCCAGUACAUCACAUGUAUGAACCCAACAGCUGGGAGCUUCUCUGUCAACCCCAGACUACAGAGGCAUUUUGCAGUGUUUGCAGUUCAUUUCCCUGGUGCUGAUGCUCUGGCCACCAUCUUCUCGAGUAUCCUGUCAGCUCACUUCCUCCAGGGAGGUUUCAGCUACGGCGUCUCUCGCUCUGUUGGAACUCUCAUCCAGGCAGCUAUCUGUCUGCAUCAGAAAAUCAGUCAGAACUUCCUCCCUACAGCCAUACGCUUCCAUUACAUCUUCAACCUCCGAGACCUCUCCAACAUCUUCCAGGGGAUCCUGUUUGCCCCGCCAGAGUGUAUUCGUUAUCCCAUUGAGCUCGUUCACCUGUGGCUCCAUGAGAGCUCCAGGGUCUACUCCGACAAACUGAUGGAAGAGAAGGAUGUGGAGCUCUUCAACAAAAUUCUGCUAGACACCGGCAAAAGAUAUUUUGAGGGGAUAGAUGAGUCCAUCUUUAUCCACCAGCCUUUGGUGUACUGUCACUUUUCUCAAGGAGUGGGAGAGCCUCGCUAUCACCAGGCUUCAGACUGGGAGAAGCUCCAGAAGACUCUGACUGAUGCACUGGAGCACUAUAAUGAGCUGCACGCUGUCAUGAACCUGGUGCUGUUUGAGGAAGCCAUCCAACAUGUGUGUCGUAUCAGUCGUAUCCUGGAGGCUCCCCAUGGUAACGCCUUGCUGGUGGGUGUUGGAGGCAGUGGGAAGCAGAGUCUGUGUCGGCUGGCUGCCUUCCUCAGCUCGCUGGAAGUUUUCCAGAUCACGCUGCGCAAAGGCUACGGAAUCAAUGACCUCAAGAGUGAUAUAGCAGCGUUGUACAUCAAAGUUGGGGUGAAGAACAUUGGAACAGUGUUCCUGCACACAGAUGCCCAAAUUCCAGAUGAGCGCUUCCUGGUGCUCAUCAAUGAUAUGCUGGCUUCAGGGGAUAUUCCAGAUCUGUUUAGUGAUGAGGAGGUGGAUAUGAUCGUGACGUCUAUCCGUAUGGAGUUGAGAGGUUUAGGUCUGAUGGACACCAGAGACAACUGCUGGAGCUUCUUUAUUGAGAGGAUACGACGACAGCUCAAGGUGGUUUUGUGUUUCUCCCCUGUUGGGUUCACGUUGCGUACGCGUGCGCGGAAGUUUCCGGCUCUGGUGAACUGCACUGCUAUAGACUGGUUCCACCCGUGGCCUCAGCUCGCCCUGCAGUCUGUCAGCUCCUCCUUCAUAGAGAAGAUACCUGGACUGGAGCCACAUGUCCGGGCAUCUAUCAGUGAGUUCAUCUCCUACGCCCACACCAGUGUCAACGAGGUGAGUGUCAGGUACCAGCAGAACGAGAAGCACUUUAAUUACACCACGCCCAAGAGUUUCCUGGAGUUCAUGAAGCUGUAUGACAACCUGCUUGGAGCAAAACGCAGAGAGCUGACACAGAAGAUGGAGAGGCUGGACAACGGCCUGCAGAAACUACAGACCACCGCCUCACAGGUGGAGGAUCUGAAAGCCAAGCUAGCGGUGCAGGAGGUGGAGCUGUGGCAGAGGAACACAGACACUGAGGCUCUCAUCGCUAAGAUAGGACAGCAGACUGACAAACUCAACCAGGAGAGGGCUGUGGCAGACGCUGAGGAGCAAAAGGUGGCAGCGAUCCAGGCUGAGGUGACCAAGCAGCAGCAGGAGAGUGAGGAGGACCUGGCCAAGGCCGAACCUGCUCUACAGGCAGCUAACGCAGCUCUCAAUACACUCAACAGGUUGAACCUGACUGAGCUCAGGACGUUUCCCAACCCUCCAGCCAUUGUCACCAACGUCUCAGCAGCUGUUCUGGUGCUUCUGGCUCCCCAGGGCCGCAUCCCAAAAGACCGUAGCUGGAAGGCUUCCAAGGUGGUAAUGAGCAAGGUGGAUGACUUCCUGCAGGCUCUAGUGAACUUUGACAAAGAGCACAUCCCCGAGGCCACGGUGAAGUGUGUGAGAGACGAUUACCUCAGCGACCCGGAGUUCAACCCCGAGUUCGUUCGACUCAAAUCUUCGGCUGCUGCAGGGCUCUGUGCCUGGGUCAUCAACAUUAUACGCUUCCACGAGGUGGCCUGUGAGGUGGAGGUGAAAAGGAUGUGUCUGUCUCAGGCCAACGCUGAUCUCACUGAGGCUGCUGAGAAACUGGAGGUCCUCAGGAAAAAACUGUCUGAGCUCGACAAUAGUCUAGACACUCUGACAGCUGCAUUUGAGAGAGCAACCUCAGAGAAACUGCGGUGUCAGGAUGAGGUCAACCGCACCAACAAGACAAUAGAGCUGGCCAAUCGGCUGGUCAAAGGGCUGGAGAGUGAGAAUGUGCGCUGGGCCCAUUCGGUGGCCCAAUACCACGAACAGGAGGAAACUCUCUGUGGAGACGUCCUCCUGACGGCAGCCUUCAUCUCCUAUUCCGGCUCCUUCUCCAAGAAAUACAGAGGAGAACUUCUGGACAACCUUUGGAUGCCAUUUCUGCGGAGCCAAAGGGUUCCUAUUCCUAUGACAGAGGGCUUAGAUCCAGUGUUGAUGCUGACUGAUGAUGCGACGGUGGCCCAGUGGAACAACGAGGGCUUGCCAGGAGACAAAAUGUCCACUCAAAAUGCAACCAUCCUCACCAACUGCGAGCGCUGGCCUCUCCUCAUUGACCCUCAGCUGCAAGGCAUCAAGUGGAUCAAGAGUCGCUGUGGCAGCAGCCUGAAGGUGGUCAGCUUAGGCCAGAAAGGCUACGUAGAUGUGAUAGAACAAGCUGUGGUGACAGGGGACACUGUCCUCAUAGAAAACCUGGAGGAGACCAUUGACCCUGUUAUAGACCCUCUGCUGGGUCGACACACCAUCAAGAAGGGCAGCUGUAUAAAGGUUGGGGAUAAGGAGUGUUUCUUCCACCCAGGCUUCAGACUGAUCCUCCACACUAAGCUGGCCAAUCCUCACUAUAAGCCAGAGAUUCAAGCCCAGACAACACUUAUCAAUUUCACUGUGACCAGGGACGGCCUGGAGGACCAGCUCCUAGCCCAGGUGGUGAACCAGGAGAGGCCCGACCUCGAGCACCUCAAGAGUGAACUAACCAAACAGCAGAACAUGUUUAAGAUCGAGCUGAAGCUUCUAGAGGAUGAGCUACUGACCAGGCUGUCUGCUGCAGAGAGUAACUUCCUGGGAGACAACGUGCUGGUGGAGAAGCUAGAGACCACCAAGCACACCGCUGCUGAGAUUGAGAUGAAGGUCCUUGAGGCUAAGGUUAACGAGGUGAAGAUAAAUGAGGCCAGAGAACACUACCGCCCCGUCGCCGUCAGGGCGUCUUUGCUCUACUUCAUCAUGAAUGAUCUCAACAAGAUCAACCCCAUGUACCAGUUCAGCCUCAAGGCCUUUAACAUGGUUUUCCACAAGGCGGUGGAGUCAGCAGAGGCCUAUGAAGAUGUGAAGAGCAGGGUGAACACGCUCAUAGACUGCAUUACCUACUCCACCUUCAACUACAUCAGCAGGGGGCUGUUCGAGAGAGACAAGCUCACCUUUACUGCGCAGCUAGCCUUCCAGUUGCUGCUGAUGAGUAAGGAGAUAGACAUGCGAGAGCUCGACUUCCUGCUGCGCUUCAACAUUGACCACAGCUACAUUAGCCCUCUAGAUUUUCUUUCCAAUACAGCAUGGAGUGCCAUAAAGGUGAUGAGUUUCACCGACGAGUUCCGCGGGCUUGACCGGGACAUCGAAGGCUCCCCUAAGCGCUGGAAAAAGGUGGUGGAGUCGGAGUGUCCAGAGAAGGAGAAGUUUCCUCAGGAGUGGAAAGGAAAAAGCUCCCUGCAGAAACUCAUCAUGAUGAGAGCCCUGAGACCUGACCGCAUGACCUAUGCUGUCAGAAACUUUGUGGAGGAGAAGCUUGGGGUUAAGUAUACAGAAGGUCGGAAGACGGAGUUUGCCAAGUCCUUCAGAGAAUGUGGUCCAGCUUCCCCUGUGUUCUUCAUCCUCUCGCCUGGGGUGGACCCACUUAAGGAUGUGGAAUCCUUGGGAAGAAAGCUGGGUUUCACCAUCGACCUUGGGAAGCUUCACAACGUGUCCUUGGGCCAGGGCCAGGAGGCUGUGGCUGAGAUAGCUAUGGAAAAGGCUGCAAGGGAGGGUCACUGGGUCAUAUUGCAGAACAUCCACCUGGUUGGUCGCUGGCUGGGUUCACUUGAAAAGCUGUUGGAGCGCUGCUGUGAAGGCAGUCACCCUGACUACAGGGUGUUCAUGAGUGCUGAGCCAGCUCUGACUCCACAAGAGCACAUUAUCCCACAGGGCAUUCUGGAAAAUGCUAUCAAGAUCACCAAUGAGCCUCCCACAGGCAUGCAUGCCAACCUGCAUGCUGCUCUGGAUAACUUUGAUCAGGACAUCCUGGACCAGUGUAGUCGAGAGCAGGAGUUUAAGACCAUCCUGUUCUCUCUGUGUUACUUCCACGCCUGUGUGGCAGAGAGGAGGAAGUUUGGACCCCAGGGUUGGAACAGGAAGUACCCAUUCAAUACAGGAGACCUGACCAUAUCUGUUAAUGUGCUCUACAACUACCUGGAGGCUAACUCACAGGUGCCGUGGGAGGACCUGCGGUAUCUGUUUGGGGAAAUCAUGUAUGGAGGACAUAUUACUGAUGACUGGGACAGAAGGCUCUGCAGAACAUACCUAGAAGAAUACAUGCAGCCCAACCAGUUUGACAGAAAGCUUGCACUGGCCCCAGGUUUUUUUGUUCCCUCUAACCUCGACUAUCAGGGCUACCACGGUUUCAUAGAUGAGAUGCUGCCUCAUGAGAGCCCGGUGCAUUAUGGGCUACACCCCAAUGCAGAAAUUGAGUUUUUGACGGUGACAUCAGAUAGCCUGUUCCACACUCUGCUUGAGCUGCAGUCUCCUGACGCCGUCAUGGGCGAAGGGGCUUCACAGACUCUGGAGGAGAAGGUGAAAACUAUUUUGGACGAGGUACUGGAGAAGCUACCGGAAGAGUACAAUAUGUCCGACAUCACCUCCAAGACGGCAGAUCGGUCCCCCUACAUCCUGGUCUGCUUCCAGGAGUGUGAGCGCAUGAACACACUCAUCUAUGAAAUGCGCCGUUCACUCAAAGAGCUUGACCUGGGACUCAAGGGUGAGCUGGCCAUUUCCUCUGAGAUGGAGCAGCUGCAGGCGGCCUUGUUCUUUGACAAUGUCCCUGAUACCUGGACCAAACUGGCCUACCCUUCCACCUACAGCCUGGCUACAUGGUAUAAUGAUAUGUUGCUGCGCUGUAGAGAGCUGGACAGCUGGACUCAGGAUCUGUCUCUGCCCAGUGUUGUCUGGCUGUCUGGACUCUUCAACCCACAGUCCUUUCUCACUGCGGUGAUGCAGUCUCUGGCCCGUAAGAACGAGUGGCCCCUGGAUAAGGUGAACCUCACUGUGGACGUGACUAAGAAGUUUAAAGAAGAGUUCAACCAGCCUGCCAGGGAGGGAGCAUACGUCUAUGGACUUUACAUGGAAGGGGCGAGGUGGGACACCCAGGCCGGGGUGAUCACAGAGGCUCGUCUGAAGGACCUGACACCCUCCAUGCCUGUCAUCUCCGUCCGUGCUGUGCCCAACGACCGACAGGAGACCAGGAACAUCUACGAGUGUCCGCUCUACAAGACCAAGAUCAGAGGACCCACUUACGUGUGGACCUUCAACCUCAAAACCAGAGAGAGGCCUGCCAAAUGGGUGCUGGCAGGAGUCGCCCUACUGCUCAGUGUGUGA
Myripristis murdjan (pinecone soldierfish) is the source of this 13086-nucleotide messenger RNA. It is a transcript of the gene dnah9l, whose product is annotated as dynein, axonemal, heavy polypeptide 9 like. Gene Ontology annotation, cellular component: dynein complex. Gene Ontology annotation, molecular function: ATP binding; dynein light intermediate chain binding; dynein intermediate chain binding. Lineage: Eukaryota; Metazoa; Chordata; Actinopteri; Holocentriformes; Holocentridae. Bases 1 to 13086 code for a protein of 4361 amino acids. The record is from RefSeq and is a predicted model, not a curated record. The transcript has 90 exons. Gene Ontology annotation, biological process: microtubule-based movement.